CUCUGUUCGUCGAAAAGCAGAAGACCUCCACUGAACACCAUCGCUACGCGUGCAGCUCUCUGCUAAGUAAUCUUCAAUCUUCAAAUGCCGCCGCCGUUGGCCGAGAUCCGACCCCCUUCGUCUUCGGUCCUCUUGCAACCAAACUCGCGCGCACCAUCACGUCCAAAUCCGACAUGAUUUCGGCCGUUCGGCGCAGCGAAGUCGGGAUGCGUGGUCUUCGUAAGACUGGGCACGACCAACUGUUUGAACAAGGACUCUGGUUGCGACUUGGUCUACUCAAUCAAGGUGGAGAAAGGGUUCCGACCACUUUUGCCGAACAACACAUUCACGGAAUUCGGUCCCCUGACAAGACGGUACUUGAGCCUUUGUGGUAGUAUACAUAAGAGUGUCUCUCGUGUAGGUCACAGCCCCCAUAUUCUACGAGUUUUUAUACCCAAACAGCACACAACACAGUACAGCAACGCCAAGAUGGCAGUCAAAGAUGUUCUAGACCUUCACAUAUGUAUCAUCGGAGCAGGAAUGGGCGGCCUGGCCACCGCGCUCGCAUUAGCAAAGAAAGGCUUCAAACGAAUCGAAGUUUACGAGACAGCUUCGAAUCUCGGCUUCGUCGGUGCAGGAAUUCAGCUUGCGCCCAACAUGGCCCGAAUACUGGACAGACUGGGCGUAUGGGCGGAUAUCGAAAAGGAAGCAGUAGACCUCAAAGAGACCAGCAUUCGCCAGGGCUCAACGGACCAGGAACUUGGCCAUGUCGACCUCACAUACGUGCGAUCAGCUUACACAUACCCACAUAUGGUCGGUCAUCGAUCAUCACUUGCGGGAUCAAUGUACGAAGGCUGCAAGCGAGAGAAGGCCAUCAAGUUCAUCUUCAAGACUGCGGCAGGGGAAGUGAAGUCGUACGGCCCAAACCCUACUUUUACUGCCAUUCCACGAGAAGGAGAACCGUAUGAGAUCCAAUGCGAUAUCUUGUUGGCUUCAGAUGGCGUCAAAUCAACAAUUCGGGACCAAUUACUCCGCCUCAAGAAAAUCGACGCCAAGAUCAUCGAUACCGGCCAAGCAGCAUACAGAAUCAUGCUCACUCGAGACCAAAUGAAAAACGACCCGGAACUCCUCGAACUCCUUGACUCAGAAGCUGUGACGAGAUGGAUAGGAGAGAAGCGUCACAUCAUCGCCUACCCGGUUUCGUCAAACCAGAUCUACAACAUGUCGACCGUACAACCAGAUACCCAUUUUGCUUCUGCGCCAUCAGCCACCUAUACCACGAAAGGAAGCAAACCGGAGAUGAUGAAAGUAUUCUCAGAUUUCUGCCCCAAGAUUCGUAAGAUGCUGGAUCUUGUGCCGGACGGAGAGGUCUGCGAAUGGAAAUUACGUGUUCACGAACCGCUCCCGACGUGGGUGGAGAAUCAGACUGCUUUGGUCGGAGACGCUUGUCAUCCGACUCUUCCCCAUCUUGCUCAGGGUGCUGCACAGGCGAUCGAGGACGGAGCAGUGCUGUCGGUCGUGCUUUCGAAGUUGCCAUCGACGGAUCCCCAGGCGAUUCAUAAAGCUUUGAAGGUCUACGAAGAGGUGAGACGCGAUCGAGCAUAUAAGCUCGUGGAGCUGGCUGCGGCUUCUGGACGAGCUUUGCAUUUGGGCGAAGGUGCUGCGAAGGAGGAAAGAGAUAAGCAAUUCGCAGCUUUGAAGGCGGGUAAGGGGCCGGUACCUGACAAAUGGGCUGAUGCCGAUGUGCAGAAGAUGAUUUAUGGGCAAGAUGUGAUGAAGAUUGCCGAUGAAGAGUUUGAUAGCAUUUAUGCGAGGGUUUAAUGGCAAUCUCAAUCAUCGCAGUGUUUGACAAUGUUCCCGCGAAAUGCUUCAUUCGCAUCUUUUGAGAAGCGAUAUGUAUGCGAAGUAGACGUUUCACGACC
Molecule: messenger RNA, 1901 nt
Organism: Pseudocercospora fijiensis CIRAD86
Lineage: Eukaryota; Fungi; Ascomycota; Dothideomycetes; Mycosphaerellales; Mycosphaerellaceae
Exons: 2
Coding region: 469-1800 (443 amino acids)
Biological process (GO): secondary metabolite biosynthetic process
Molecular function (GO): FAD binding; monooxygenase activity
Source: RefSeq, a predicted model, not a curated record